AUGUCUACGCCCCUUUGGCGAGAGCCUUCAACGGCCUUGGACCGAAGCACCUCUUCCACGCAGGGAGCGGACGAGGAGGGCGAGGAGGGGGGCGAGGAGGGCCAUGGCGAGGCUGCGCACGGCGCGCGAGCAGCGGGCGCGACUGGCCGAAAGCAGGAUCUUCUGGAUCGGCUCCAAACCGCUUUGGACAUCGAGAAGAUGACCGUGACGAAGUUGAAAGCUCAGCUGGCCGAACAAGGCUUGGAGACGAAGGGCCUAAAGGCGGAGCUGGUGAAGCGCCUCACCUUCUCCUUGCUCUCAAGACGCCGAGCUGCCCGAGCUGCCGCAACUCAGCCUACGCAGCCCCAAAAGGAGGCAGCUUUAGCUCCACGGUCUCUUCGAGCGAGCUCCGAGCUCGAGAGGCUGAGCAGCUCCGGCAGCUGGUUUCUGGGGCGCGUGCGGGUGGUGAUGGCCUUCGGCGUCUUCGUUGAAACCUCCGAGGGCUGGGGAAUGAUCCCAGUGGAGGAGCUGCCCCAAGACUUCACUGUCACCACGCAGCGCACCACGCAGCGGCCGCAGCGUGUGAACCCCUCGGCCUUCUCUUUGGACGAGCCCGUGGAGGUAAAGGUUCUUCACGUCCACGUGGACUCCGGCUGCCUGCUGCUGUCCAUGAAAAUGAAAGGGUUCGGCCGCGCCACGAAAUUCAACGACAUUAUGAGACAUGACAAGCUUGAUUCUCGAAAUGUCAGUGCCGUCUCGCGUUUUCGGCUUCAGCUUUGGGCAAUGGAUUCUGGCCGCGGCCUCGCCGUCAAAGCCGUCACCGCGAAGCGUCGCAUCGCCGAAGCCAAAAUGCCGAUCGACUCCUUGGAGCUGGAGCUACAGAGCACGCCCGUGCUCGGCUCCAACUUCCAGGCCCCGAGGCGCUUCACGGUCUCGGAGGCUGUGGGCCAGGGUGCCUAUGGCGUGGUCUGCUCUGCAAGGGAUGAGCACACGGGAGACACGGUCGCGAUCAAGAAGAUCGAGAGUGCUUUCGAUGACAUCACUUUCGCGAAGCGGACCUUGCGGGAGCUUAAGAUUCUGCGGCACCUGCGCCACGAGAACCUCAUAGAUAUUAGGUAUGUCUUCUUGCCUGGCUUGAAGUCGGGCUUCGAGGACAUCUACGUAGUUUCUGAGCUCAUGGAGACGGAUUUGGCCUCGAUUCUGAAGAGUCCCCAGCCGCUCUCCGAUGAGCACUGCCAGUUUUUCAUCUACCAGAUCCUUCGUGGGCUGAAGUUCAUGCACUCGGCCGGUGUGAUACAUCGAGACCUAAAGCCGCGGAACUUGCUGGUCAACAGCAACUGUGACCUGAAGAUCUGCGACUACGGGCUGGCGCGCCUUGCGAUGAGCAACGGCGACUUCCGGCCGCUCACGGAGUACGUUUGCACUCGGUGGUACCGGGCACCCGAAGUUCUCUGCUCUUGGGCAGACUACGGACCUGCCAUCGACAUGUGGUCCCUGGGAUGCAUUUUCGCCGAGAUGCUCAGGCGGCGGCCUUUGCUUCCUGGGAAGAACACGCAGCACCAGCUGCAGCUGAUCAUCAGCAACCUGGGCUCACCCGACGCCUCCGCGUUGAACAGGAUCAACAACGAGAAGUGCCGGAAAUUCAUCGAGUCCCUGCCACGAACCCAGGGUCGCGCGGCCCUCUACGAGGCCGUAGGAACGGUGCCUCCCCUGGUUUUGGAGCUCUUGGACUCCACGCUUCAGUUCAAUCCCGAUCACCGAGUGACCGUGGACCAGGCGCUGGCCCUGCAGUACUUGGAGCAGCUGCACUGCCCGGAGGACGAGCCCUCGAGUGCCGCGCUGGACCUGAGCGACUUCGAGUUCGAGCGCCGGAAGAUCGACCUCGCGGCCCUCCGCGAGGAGAUUUUCCUCGAGGCCCUCCGCUACCACCCCGAGGUGGAGCGACGCUACAAGCAGGAGCAGCUGCAGAUGGGCACGGCCUACGACAUCCAAGCAUACCGACUGCUGGCGCCGGGGGAGUCGCAGUACGACGAGGACGAGGCUACCUGA
This is a messenger RNA of Symbiodinium sp. CCMP2456, 2028 nucleotides long. NCBI's taxonomy places the organism in Eukaryota, Dinophyceae, Suessiales, Symbiodiniaceae. The record is from the annotation of a GenBank genome assembly.